CACCAGCAUCCACUGGCAGCCACAUCACACCGCAAUACUUGCUCAUUGCUUACUAUAAUCACGUCUGAUUCAAGUAUCAAGAACGUAUUGCAGUGGACCGCCCAGUACCCGCAUUCAUACGAAUCUUGACUCUAUUCUAGCAACAACGAUGGCGCCUGGACUCGUCGAAACUCACUACCAACCCUCCGCUACAUCCACAUCUCUCCCAACAGCGAAGUCUAGCAAUGCCCACAGCUACGUCCCUGGGCGUACCACUGUGAAGAAGCAUGUCGAACCGUACAAGUACGAAGACCUACGACCACACUUUCCCAAUAUCACAUGGCCAGCCUACACCGAGAUUCCCUAUGCCGACAAAGGUCAACUAGGCGAUCCCAACUUCAAAAACCUCCUCGCAACCGCCACGGACGUUUUCGACUAUAACCCAAAGAUUGGUACUGAGAUACACGGCGUUGAUCUAGCAAACCUCACAGAUGCUCAGAAGAAUGACCUUGCACGACUCAUUGCCACGCGUGGGGUUGUCUUCUUCAGGAACCAGAAGAAUUUCAGUAUUGAUGAGCAAAGGGAGCUGGGAAAGUACUUUGGUGAGCUGCACAAGCAUGCUACAACUGGUGUGCCAAAGCGUGAGGGGUUGGAGGACGUUCACGUCAUCUAUACCGGCGAGGAUAGCCCGGACCUGAGGGCCUUGUUCACGCCUUCAUUCCUCUGGCACUCUGAUGUAACAUACGAACUCCAACCUCCCUCCUACACAUCCCUCAAAGUCCUCACCGGCCCACCCCGUGGCGGCGGCGGCGACACUCUCUGGUCCUCACAAUAUGCAGCCUACGACAUGCUCUCACCCCACAUGCAAAAGUACCUCGAAUCCCUCACCGCCCUCCACUCCGCUGAACUGCAAGCCCAAGGCUCACGCGAUCUCGGCCGAACAGUCCGUCGCGAGCCAGUCACCACCGAGCACCCACUCGUCCGGACGAACCCCGUCACGGGCUGGAAGAGCAUCUUCUUCAACCCUGGGUUCGUGACUAAGAUUGUUGGUGUGCCGAAGACGGAGUCGGAUCAUAUCAUCGGUUUCUUGACGGAGAUUGUGGCGACUAGUCCGGAGGUUCAUGCUAGGUUUCAGUGGAAUGAGGGGGAUGUCGCGUUUUGGGAUAAUAGGGUUACGAACCACUCUGCGACAUAUGGUUUUGCGCCACACCGUCGACACGCAGUCCGGAUCACCGUCCGUGCUGAACGGCCAUAUCUUAAUCCAAACAGUCGAUCACAGGAAGAUGAGUUGAGUGAGAAGUAUGGGAUACGCAAGGCAAACAAGGAUGGAAGUGGCGUUGUGAACUACAACGACUGAGCGAGUAAUAAUCUGUGGAUCAGCGAGCGAACUGUGUUUCGGUUUGAUGAUAUGAGCGUUCUUUAGCGAGCAUGUGCUUGUAAUGCUGGUGUGCAUAUAAAAUGAUGCUCUUACACCACUUCUCCGUCCAUUCAUCAUUCACACAUUCCUCUUGAUCUUCCAACAAGGCGAAUUGUGUAGCCACAUGGCUGGAGAGCGAGUUGAGCACGAAGUUC
Alternaria rosae is the source of this 1551-nucleotide messenger RNA. RefSeq lists its product as uncharacterized. The record is from RefSeq and is a predicted model, not a curated record. Gene Ontology annotation, molecular function: 2-oxoglutarate-dependent dioxygenase activity. The coding region runs from base 149 to 1336 and encodes 395 amino acids. The transcript is spliced from 3 exons. Gene Ontology annotation, cellular component: cytoplasm. Lineage: Eukaryota; Fungi; Ascomycota; Dothideomycetes; Pleosporales; Pleosporaceae.